This is a messenger RNA of Hyla sarda, 2158 nucleotides long. It is a transcript of the gene LRRC63, whose product is annotated as leucine rich repeat containing 63. The coding region runs from base 218 to 1954 and encodes 578 amino acids. Gene Ontology annotation, molecular function: protein binding. NCBI's taxonomy places the organism in Eukaryota, Metazoa, Chordata, Amphibia, Anura, Hylidae. The transcript has 12 exons. The record is from RefSeq and is a predicted model, not a curated record.
CAGGCCGGUUGCUAUGGAACAGUUCUAAACCGGUGAAGUGUUGGAGCGGUGGAAGUUCUGCUCUGCGGUCACGUGACACCGGCGCAGGGCUCUUUUGAUCACUGAAAACAAUCUCGGACAACUGUGAUAAUUAGAUUGCCAGGUGAGCCCAAUUUAAGGAAAAAUUACUAAAGGUGGGUGUUCCACAUUAUUAAGCAGAGCACCUUUUUCAAGCAAUAUGGAGAAGAAAAAGGAUCUCUCUGCUCCCGAAAAGAGUGAAAUAGUUCAGUGCCUUGGACGAGUUAUGGAUCUUCCAUGUCUGCCAUUGAAAAGUAUGCUGGAACAACCAAAACUUUUGCGUAGACCUCUUCCUCCUAAAAUUCUACCUGUCCUCAGUGAAAAAUGGCCAAACCCAAGCCAAGAAACAGGAAUUCCACACCUAUACACACAAGAAGAACAACGCGAGAUCCCAGUUGAACAAUGCUCAAACCGAGAGAAUAAUAUAUCCAGUUAUGUUAUGGAAAAGAUCAACCUGCUAACUGAAAAUUGGAUCCUUGAACAGCAAGCCCCUACACCGGCUGCAAGCAGGAUACACAGUGAUGAUUACCCAUUAUACUGGAACAACAUGAGCAUAUUGCGUCGUAACCAGGGAACACACAAGUAUGCUGUCUCUGAGCAAACACAAGAUGUAGAGCUAAUGCGCAGUGGACCUGCAGAUUUUCCAUCAAAGAGACUCCACAAACAGCAAAUAGUAAAUGCUCUGUCAAAUGAGAAUAAUAAUCAACCCUACCAACUUCCGCCUCCAGAAUUUACCUUUAAUGACAUUAUUGCAACAUCAGAUCACCAUGCAGGAAAUGUAAGUGAUUUGUUAAGGAAACAGACAGUAUCUAAAUUGCACUACAGGAUAAUGGAAGACAACAUUGCUAGGUUACAGCAGAAACCCCAAAAAAAGAUUCACAGCACGGUAUUGUCGUCCCAUAACCUACCAGAGAUAUCCAAACGAAUCCCACCACGGCUGCAGCUUGCUCUCGAACAGCAGCAGGCAAUGUUAAAAGAGGAAGAAGGCAAGAACAUGGAAAGUAUGAAAGAUUUUAUUCCACAGAUCUUUAAAUCUCAGAGGUUGCAAAAUUCUCAAAUACUAUAUGAUGAGCAAAGUAAAAUCAUAGCAACUCACUGUGAGCUUGCAAUGUUGGAGUGCCUUGUAACCGGAGGACAUGCUUUGAGCCUAAAAGCAUAUUUUAUAUCCAAGCUUCCAGAUUUGACACCUCUGUAUAAUUCUUUAUUUUACCUCAACCUUUCCUUUAAUGAAUUCUGGCAAUUCCCUACAGAGGUGUACAACCUUGAACAGUUGGAAUCACUUAAACUAAGGAACAACCCAAUCAAGGAGAUUCCAUAUGGUAUCCACAAGCUGAAGAAGCUCAGAACUUUAAUUGUAUCAUUUUGCUCAUUGUCAUCUCUUCCUGCUGGGCUCUUUUUGUUGCCAUAUUUGCAGGUGCUGGAUGUGUCCUAUAACAACAUUAUUUCAAUUCCAAAUGAGAUAUCCAAUCUCAGGGCGCUGGAGUUCCUGAAUGUGGAAGGAAAUGGCUUGCCCGGAUUACCCUGUGGAGCACUGAGGCUGAAGUUAAAACACCUACGUGUGGGGAAUAAUCGGAUGCAUCCGCUGUUCUGGAGAGAAAACACCCACAUUCAACCACAGCGUCUACUGGAUUUAGCAGCCAUGUCUUUUGCCAACAGCAACAUGUCUCGCUAUUUUGCAGCAAUUCCUGAUGAAGUAAAACAUGUACUACAGAGUUUGGCGGUCUGUGACUGCUGCCGAGGUGUCUUAUCAGGGGAAGGACUUCGCUUUAUCCGACCUUGUGAGAAAAUCUUUGGGAUCCGCAAGCUGCCAUUUAUAUUUCAUGCCUGCUCACCCUCAUGUUACAGAAGUUUUAUGUGCCAAACAGAGUCACUCAGUAAUCAUCUCUAUGAAAGUUAAUGUACACUCUUGCUAGCCUUGAGGGAGCAAAAUAACAUCUUUAUAGUUAUGGUGUAAUGAUAGUCAUAUAAAUUAUGGAUAAAAUUAUCUUUUGUAAGAGCUUAUCCCACAAUAAAUGUUAAGAAAUUUACUUAAUAUGUUAAAAUAAAUAUAUUUUGAGUAAUUUCAGUUGCUAAAUGCUUAAAGGGGUACUCCUUAAAACUU